AUGCCUAGCCACAUCGCUCUUCGACACGCAAACUUUAUGUUGCCUUCAGCACCCCCUUGCCUAGCCACAUCUUGUGUCACCUUCGGGACCCCCGUGCCCAUGCCACAUCUUGUGUCGCCUUCGGCACCAUCGUGCCUAGUCACAUUGUUCUGCGACCCGCAAACUUUGUGUCACAUUCGGCACCCCGCCACAAUUAGGUGCGAGCGAUGCCUUCGGUCCCCCCACCAUCAUUCGAUGCAAGCGAUGCCUUCGACAUCCCAUCAUCGAGCGAUGCCUUUGGCACCAUGUCAUCAUUUAGCCCAAGCAAUGCCUUCGGCACCUUGUCACCAUGUGGCUCAUGCGAUGCCUUCAGCAAACCUCUCUGAUUAUAGACCAUGUGUGGUAGAUGACAUUGGACAACAUUGCCCAGCCUUGAAGGGCUAUACAUGCACCACCAUGCACUACAGCACAAAGCAGGGAAUAUGCCAAGGACCCACAGCUGCUGUUCGGCAGUUUCUUUCUCUCAAACUCAUGGGACUUGUUCCACUCUCUGUUAAAGCCACAAAUACUGAUAUGGCACCAAGUGCGUCACCCUUGUACCAAAGCUUCUCAAACAAACUUGACAAACCAAAAACAAAACUACUUUGCAUGGCUUGCAUGGCCAAGGAAGCCCACAUGCCAAUCCAAGGGGCAACCCACAUGGUCCAUUUCCAUGAACAAAAUACAAGGACCAGAUCGGCACCCAAUGCUUUGAGCUCAUCUCCAGUGGCGGAUCCACAUAGGCGCAAGGAGGUGCAACUGCACCUCCUCUUGCUAGAAAACGCUUUGGAAGUGGCAACGAUUGCCCCUUCUGCUUUGUCUGAAGGUGUUGGCUGCGCUAAGAAGAACCUGCUGCGUGAGGAAGAAGAUGAUUUCUAA
Prunus armeniaca (apricot) is the source of this 897-nucleotide messenger RNA. NCBI's taxonomy places the organism in Eukaryota, Viridiplantae, Streptophyta, Magnoliopsida, Rosales, Rosaceae. The record is from the annotation of a GenBank genome assembly.